AUGAUCAGUGAUCAGCAACUCAAAAAUUUUCGGCUUGAUUACAUUGCCAACAAAAAGAUAAGAGAAGAUGGCCUUAUUAAAUUGCCAGAAAACAGAAGUGACUCUGAAUUUGUCAAUAUCAUGAGUGAAAUCUAUUAUGAUUCCUGGGAUUUUACCAGUUUUUAUGUCGAAUAUAUUCAAAGAACUCACAGAUGCAACGCAUAUUUCAAAAUGAAAUAUUUGUUUCAAAAUCCAAAACUUAAAAAAGUAAAAGUUGAUGGAGAAUCAUGGUUUGACAAGAGUUCAUACUCCCCUGAAAAAUUUUCCCAAGAUGUUUUGACAUAUUGGGCUUCAUUUUAUCGGUAUGCAUCAGUUGGUGAAUACAAUUUAAUGACGACAUUUGCCACAGAAUGCUUAAAAGAACCUGCAAAAGUUUGUUCCAUUGAACUUUCAGGAACUGAGUUAUUUCAUGCCGAUAUACCUUUAUUUUGCAAAGACUAUAUCAACGAUUUUGUCCAAGGAGGCAAUAUUUCCAUGGAAAACCGGAAAGUGAGAUUUAAAGACGAAGUGGAAAUUUGUAUGUAUCCUCCAAAUGAUUAUGCUCUUGCUUAUGAAGUCAGUUAUGCUGAAGUUUUCAGAGGAAAUUAUUGCCGAAAGUCGCUUGGAUCUUUGUACGGCGAAAAAGAUCUAUGCCAUGGUAACUUUACCAAAUUUCAUGAAAAGUCCAAGUUUUUAGAUAUUGGCGAUUUUAUAAAAAAUUGGCACAUGAAUGUCAGUAAUCAGUGCUCUUCUUUAAAAAAAGAUUACACGCCAAAGUCAAUAUUGAAAAAAACACGAGGUACAUCCUAUGCGCCUCCAUCUGAAUUCUUCCCCUCAUACCCUAUUUUCAUUUCACCUAGCAGCUCUGGUCGCCGACAUUUACAAAAUUAUCCAGCACUUGUGCAAUAUUCUAGAAUGAAUGCUUGCAUGGGUGUGCGCUCACCACCCCCAUCAAUUCUUGACUACAAGCCUCAAUACACUUUGAUGGAGAAUGCAGAAUAUAUGAUAUUGAGUUUUAAUUCAUUGAUAAAAAUGGAGAUUUCAGAAGAAGGUACUUCAGGUUGGAAUGAUGUGGAUUAUGUGGAAGAUAAUAGUGGUUUGUUUUUUGAUUUGAUUAAGGCUCAGAUUACGCUGGCAAAAAGCAAGAGAAAAGACGAUAAUAUUGCUGGAGAUAAUUCAGGGGAUGAAUUAAAAAUAAAGUCAUUUGAUAAAGAAACUGUUAAAGAAACACAGAAGGCCAAAGAAUCAUUAGUUUUACAACUAAAUGAGUCUAUGGUUGAAGCUUUUGAUUAUGUUGAAAAGACUCCCACAAGAGAUUUGAUGAAGGAAUAUAAAAAGACUAAAAAAAAUGUUUCCAUUGAUGUUCCAAUUGCAUCAACUAAAAAGACCAAGAUUUUAAAGUAUGAGGAAACACUAAUUAAUGAAUUAUAA
Molecule: messenger RNA, 1449 nt
Organism: Magnusiomyces paraingens
Lineage: Eukaryota; Fungi; Ascomycota; Dipodascomycetes; Dipodascales; Dipodascaceae
Exons: 1
Coding region: 1-1449 (482 amino acids)
Source: RefSeq, a predicted model, not a curated record